This is a messenger RNA of Helicoverpa armigera (cotton bollworm), 986 nucleotides long. Its product is annotated as exosome complex component RRP43. The transcript is spliced from 5 exons. Gene Ontology annotation, molecular function: mRNA 3'-UTR AU-rich region binding. NCBI's taxonomy places the organism in Eukaryota, Metazoa, Arthropoda, Insecta, Lepidoptera, Noctuidae. Gene Ontology annotation, biological process: U4 snRNA 3'-end processing; exonucleolytic trimming to generate mature 3'-end of 5.8S rRNA from tricistronic rRNA transcript (SSU-rRNA, 5.8S rRNA, LSU-rRNA); U5 snRNA 3'-end processing. Gene Ontology annotation, cellular component: nuclear exosome (RNase complex); cytoplasmic exosome (RNase complex). Bases 122 to 976 code for a protein of 284 amino acids. The record is from RefSeq and is a predicted model, not a curated record.
GACAAAUUAAAUGUCAAUUGUAAAGACAACAAAAACGCGUUGUUGUCACGGAGUUUGUGAAAAUAUUGAAUUAUAGUUUCUUUUACACAUUAACAAUAAAAUCGUAGUAUUUCAUGACACAAUGGCUGAAAUAUACAAGCUUAUUCACCCGGUCAAGUAUUUCAACGACUAUAUAUCAAGAAACAUACGUCCAGACGGAAGAGCAUUCCAGGAACAACGUAAUAUCAAGUUAAAUGUGAAUUCUAUAAAAUCAGCAGAUGCCUCAGCAGUCGUCAAGUGUGGAAACACUACUGUUGUUUGUGGAAUUAAACUGGAAUUAGCCACACCAAAAGCAGAGGAACCAGAUGUUGGGUUUCUUGUCACAAACGUUGAACUGCCACCUCUGUGUUCAUCAAAAUAUAGACCAGGCCCUCCGUCAGACAGUGCACAAGUGACUAGCAACCUUGUCUCAGAUAUUGUCAUUACAUCUAAAUGUGUGGACCUAAAGGACUUGUGCAUAAUCCCUGAUAAACUGGCAUGGGUGUUGUACUGUGACAUGGUCUGCAUAGACAAUGAUGGUAGCUUGGUUGACGCUUGCAUCACCACACUGAUGGCCAGUUUGAAAACAUUGACCCUGCCAUCGGUAACAUAUGAUCCAGAAACUGAAGAGAUAAGUGUAGAUACGAGUGUAAGAAAAAAGCUAAAUAUUAAUGGAUUACCAGUGGCAACUAGCUUUGCUUUGUAUAAACAUGAUCAAAGUGACAUUGUUUUAGCCGAUCCUUCAAUAUACGAAGAAGAAAUGUGUAGAGGCAUUGGUGCUAAUUUAAUACUAUGCUACAAUAAAGGUGUACUUUGUGGUGCUCAAAAGUUUGGAGGCAACAACCUUUCUACAGUUUGUGAAGAGAAAGCUUUUGAUAUAGCUAAAGAAAGAGCUAAGCUUGUUGAAGAAGUUAUUGAUGUUUGCAUAAAAAAUUAUGAAUUAGAAAAUAAAAAAUAGGAUAUCUUAA